Colletotrichum siamense is the source of this 1335-nucleotide messenger RNA. RefSeq lists its product as uncharacterized. The record is from RefSeq and is a predicted model, not a curated record. NCBI's taxonomy places the organism in Eukaryota, Fungi, Ascomycota, Sordariomycetes, Glomerellales, Glomerellaceae. The coding region runs from base 1 to 1335 and encodes 444 amino acids. The transcript has a single exon.
AUGCCCGACAAUAGUCCUACAUUUCUUCCCCAUGCCAUCAAGAGAUUUGUGAGCCCUGCUCACAAGUACAAUCUUGAAACAGCGGAACUUAAGGUCAAGAAAACGAGGCAAGAUUUUGAUACAAUCGUGAAGAAGAGAAACUUCUCGGAAUUGUCAGCUGCAAGCAUCACGAGCGAACAUGACGACAAGCGUAUUCGGGGAGAAGCUUCUGAAGAGGUGUUUGAAGCUUUCCUCAAAGCAAAAGAAGCCGAGCUUCAAGCUGCCAAAGAGCAGCGCGCAAUUCUCGAAAAGAUGUGGCAGGAUGGGGACAUUUCCGACCGCAACGAAUUCCGCAACGCUUUGGACAUCUGCCAGCAGCAAAUCAACCACGACCUGAUGAGACUCGCCACUCUACGAUCUUCACGCCACCAAUUGAUUGGUCAGUUGACGGAUGAAGCUUUGUUUCCCGAGCAAGUGGAGAGAGAAAGGAAGUUGGACUGGGCCUACAUUGACGGUUUGUUGUGGAAGCAUCAUGCUCCUUAUGGAGCUACCGCUACCAUCAAGUCUGAGGUCACAGAAGAUCAAAGAGCGAGGUUCAGGAAGGCAGUGAUCACCGCGCAGGGAUCCACGGCCGCUGAUGGGUACCAGUUGCGGUGCCCGGUAUCGAAACAAUUUUGGCCGCCUUCAUCUCUGAAAGCUUCCCACGUUGUUAAGGCUAACGUGGGAGAAGUCGCAUCAGAAGCGAUUUUCGACCGUCGGCCAGGUGGCCAUAUAUGGAACGCAAGUAAUGGCAUAAUGAUGCUUGCCGAAUACGAAGAAGCAUUCGACAGCGCAAGAAUUGCCAUCGUGCCAUCAAGAAUAAAUGCUGCCGACCUGGAAGUCAUUGUCCUCGAUGAUGAUUUGCGAAAAGAAGAUCCUCGAGGAAAGAUCAUUUGGGGUGAAUCCUUAGAUGGAACCCAACUGAAAUUCCUCAAAGGGAACGGACCAUCACGACGGUACCUUUACUACAAAUUUCUGAUGUCCAUCCUUCGACGUCAGCGCGGCAAUGUUCCCGGCUCUUCUGGAGAUCGAUCUAGAAUUCAUGAUGCAGCAAAAGCCCUCUGGGCUAGUCCCGGACGAUAUUUGAAGCAAUCGACACUCUUUAAACUCUCAAGACAAGUUGGCUUUCUCACCGAGGAGGAGGCUAGAAAGUUUUGGGAUUUGAAACAUGAUCCUGAUCCCCUGUCUACCUUUGCGGAGGAUUUGUCCACCACUAUGGCAUUUCGAUUCGAAGCUGGGCUCAUUUCCGACGACGAGGAGGGCGGUGCGGAGGAUCACCUCGUCCAGAAAGCCGAGGGUAAAGGCAAGCAAAAGUAG